UCCCAAUCUCACGCUAUGCGGUGUCGUCUCAUUCCGGUGGCAAGAACGUCGUUGGUGUCUCUACGGCGAUGGGGGUCAGUGGGCAGUCGCCAGCAGAUCACACGCCGCACUGCGUCGGCUGAGACUAUCUCCGCGUUGAAGGAGCUACUGGGAGAUCGUCUGUCGACAUCUCGCUCUGUGCUCGAGCAACACGGUACAGAUGAAUCCUACCAUGAUGUUACUCCUCCGGACGCCGUCGCGUUUGUGGAGUCCACCGAAGAGGUGACGGAGGUGAUCAAGAUUUGUGCAGCGACCCGCACUCCGAUUAUCCCGUUUGGUGCUGGCACAUCGAUCGAGGGGCAUAUUUCAGCUGUUGCUGGUGGCGUAUCGGUCAAUUUGUCGGGGAUGAAUGGGAUUCUCAAGGUGCGGUGAAAGUAACAGUUUUAGCAAAAAGCUAACGUAUGUGUACAGCUUGACCGGGAGAACAUGAGCGUCAAGGUGGAAGCGGGCGUCACUCGAGAACAGCUGAAUGCCGACCUGCGUGCUACAGGUCUCAUGUUUCCUGUGGAUCCUGGGGCCAAUGCUACAAUUGGCGGGAUGGUUGCAACCAACGCCUCUGGAACUACGACGGUCAAGUAUGGUAACAUGAAGACGAACGCGCUGUCUUUGACUGCAGUCAUGGCCGAUGGACGCAUCAUCAAGACCGGAUCGAAGUGCGUGCUGUACAUGGAGGUGCUACCCGAGACCAACUUAGUCAUCAAUUGUGAUUUUGCUGUGUACAGAGCACGGAAAUCUUCAGCUGGAUAUGACAUCACACGACUUUUAAUCGGCAGUGAAGGCACCUUGGCUGUAGUGACUGAGGUGGAACUUCGACUGAGUGGUGUCCCCGAAGCCGAAAAAGCUAUGAUCUGCUCGUUUGACAAGAUGAAGGACGCUAUCGAUACAUGCACUACUGUCAUGCAGAUGGGAAUUCCUGUGGCUCGCAUGGAGAUGAUGGACGAGAAUGUCGUGGACGCGGUGAACAGGUACUCGAACCUGAAUAACUCACUACGUCCUUCACUGAUCAUUGAACAUCACGGAUCAGCGAACGAACUGGAGCAACAGAGCAGUGUUGUCCAAGAGAUCGCUCGAGACUUCGGCGCAAUGGAUAUUGAAGUAGCCUCAACUUCUGAAGAUCGUAAACGUCUAUGGAGUGGCAGACACUCUGUCUGGCACGCGGUUCUGAACCAGGUUCCUGGGAGCCGUGGCUUCUCUGCUGACGUGGCGGUGCCGUUCUCUAAGCUUACUGAAGCUGUCGUUGAGACGCAACAGGACUUGAAAACCUCGGGUCUCUUUGGAACCAUUGUCGGACACGUUGGUGACGGGAAUUUCCAUGUUUUGAUUCCAUUUACCGACGACAACAAAGAACAUCUCGGCAGAAUGAAAGCGUUUUCGCAUCGUUUGGUGAAACGAGCGUUGGCUUGCGGUGGGACUUGCACGGGUGAGCACGGCAUUGGCAUCGGCAAAAUGGAGUACUUACCGAUGGAGCACGGCGGGGCCGUUGACUUCAUGUACACAAUCAAAAAGGCCUUGGACCCUCAAGACAUCAUGAACCCUGGCAAGAUUUUCUAUGCGAAUGAUCGCAGCAACUAGCGCGUCGUAAUGGGACGAACUAAGACUAUAUGAACGAUCGUCAGUGUCAUUUUUGAUUCAUGUAUGUACUUUCAUCACCUUGA
Molecule: messenger RNA, 1694 nt
Organism: Phytophthora nicotianae INRA-310
Lineage: Eukaryota; Oomycota; Peronosporomycetes; Peronosporales; Peronosporaceae
Exons: 6
Coding region: 466-1611 (381 amino acids)
Biological process (GO): lactate catabolic process
Cellular component (GO): mitochondrion
Molecular function (GO): D-lactate dehydrogenase (NAD+) activity; FAD binding; D-lactate dehydrogenase (cytochrome) activity
Source: RefSeq, a predicted model, not a curated record